AUGGAUAGAUAUGAUCCUGUAGAAUCACCAUCUAGCAGCAAUUCAAAAUCAUUCAUCUUUCUUAUCAUCUUAUCUCAGAUUUUUGGAUUGUUAGCUGUUGUGUUAACAGCUGUUUGGUUAGGAAAAUAUUGGGGUGGUUUUAGUUGGACUAAUGCUAGCACAGUCUUCAAUUAUCAUCCACUGUUUAUGGUUUUAGGUCUAGUGUUUUUAUAUGGAGAUGCAAUCUUAGUUUAUCGUGUAUUUCGAGCAUAUCGUAAAUUACCAAUCAAAAUUCUCCAUGCUAUCCUACAUAUUUUGGCAUUUCUUUUCGGUGUUCUUGGAAUUAAAGCAGUUUUCGACUUUCAUAAUGCUUUACUAAUACCUAAUAUGUAUAGUCUUCAUAGUUGGUUGGGUAUAACAGCGAUUGUGAUGUUUGGAUUACAGUGGGUUGGUGGUUUAAUCACUUUUCUAGUACCACAAACACCUCAAAUUGCUCGUAGUCAACUCUUACCUAUACAUGUUACUCUUGGCAGUUUCUUAUACUUAUUGGUGAUUGGUGUAUGUAUUUCUGGAAUUACAGAGAAAAACUUUUUCUCAAAAGCAUAUCCAUUACUUAAAUCUGGAGAAGUGAUUGGAAAUAUACUUGGAGUUACAUUAAUAAUAUUUGGUGGUAUUGUUUACUACUUAGUUCAACAUCCAAAUUAUCGUCGUUUAGAAACAAUAUCACCAGAACAUCGUGCAUUACAAGAAUAA
Heterobilharzia americana is the source of this 732-nucleotide messenger RNA. The record is from the annotation of a GenBank genome assembly. NCBI's taxonomy places the organism in Eukaryota, Metazoa, Platyhelminthes, Trematoda, Strigeidida, Schistosomatidae.